Momordica charantia (bitter melon) is the source of this 1938-nucleotide messenger RNA. The record is from RefSeq and is a predicted model, not a curated record. NCBI's taxonomy places the organism in Eukaryota, Viridiplantae, Streptophyta, Magnoliopsida, Cucurbitales, Cucurbitaceae.
AUUGCAAUUACCUCAUUUGCCCCUUUUGUAGAGAGUGGAUAUAAUUAUUGUCAUCCAAAAGAGGAAUCCUUUCAAAUUUCCCCAUUUUCUUCCUUCUUCUCUCUGCUCUUCUUCUUCUUCUUCCCCUGCUCAAGCUCAAGAAAACGAAUCUGCAAAAUCCGAUUUGAAAGUUGAGAGAUGGCUCAUAUUCUACUCCAUGGAACCCUUCAUGUCACCAUUUAUGAAGUGGAUAAGCUGCAUUCCAGUCAUAAUAUCUUCACCAAGUUGAGGGAAAACGUAGAAGAAGCAAUUGGUUUUGGCAGAGGAUUAACAAAGCUCUAUGCAACCAUUGAUCUAGAGAAGGCCAGAGUUGGAAGAACAAGAAUUCUUCAGAAAGAACAUUCAAACCCAAAAUGGUACGAGACUUUCCAUAUCUACUGCGCUCACACGGCUUCCAACAUCAUCUUCACUGUCAAGGACGACAAUCCCAUCGGAGCAACCUUAAUCGGCAGAGCAUAUUUGUCCGUCCAAGAAAUCGUAAGCGGCCAAGAAGUCGACACAUGGGUUCCAAUCCUCGACGAAAGCAAGAACCCCAUUCGCGGGGACCCCAAAAUUCACGUCAAAUUACAGUAUUUCGAUGUCACAAAGGAUCGAAAUUGGGGCCGUGGCAUCAAAAGCCCCAAGUUUCCUGGAGUUCCCUACACUUAUUUCUCUCAGAGACGAGGCUGUAAGGUAACUCUUUACCAAGAUGCCCACGUUCCCGACAAUUUUGUUCCCAGAAUCCCUCUUGCCGGAGGCAAGUUUUACGAGCCACAUAGGUGUUGGGAGGAUGUUUUUGAUGCAAUUACUAAUGCAAAACACUUGAUUUACAUUACUGGAUGGUCUGUUUACACUGAGAUUUCUUUGGUGAGAGAUACAAGGAGGCCAAAGCCUGGUGGAGACGUAAUGCUCGGCGAAUUGCUUAAGAGAAAGGCGAGUGAAGGAGUUAGAGUUCUUUUGCUUGUUUGGGAUGAUAAAACUUCUGUGCCCGUUUUGAAGGAGGAGGGGCUCAUGGCAACUCAUGAUGAAGACACUGCCAAGUACUUUGAGAACACUGAUGUCCACUGUGUGCUGUGCCCUCGUAAUCCUGAUGAUGGGGCCAACGUUAUUCAGGACAUAGCGGUUGGGACUAUGUUCACUCAUCACCAGAAGACUGUUGUGGUGGACAGUGGGUUGCCUAAUGGGGAUCCAAACAGAAGGAGAAUUGUGAGUUUUGUUGGUGGGAUUGACCUCUGCGAUGGAAGGUAUGAUACCCCUUUGAUGACGAAUACAUAAUCGUUGGAUCAGCCAACAUCAACCAAAGAUCAAUGUCUGGCGCCAGGGACUCAGAGAUAGCCAUGGGAGCAUACCAGCCAUUUCAUCUGUCAACUCGAGAGCCAGCGCGAGGCGAAAUCCAUGGCUUCCGCCUGGCAUUAUGGUACGAACAUCUAGGACUGCUCCAUGAAUCCUUCCUCUACCCAGACAGCAUUGAGUGUGUGAGAAGAGUGAACCAACUUGCUGAUAAAUAUUGGGAUCUGUAUUCGAGCGAGAGUUUUGAGCAUGAUCUUCCUGGCCACUUGCUUCGCUACCCCAUUGGCAUCUCUGAAGAUGGUGAAGUUACAGAGCUUCCAGGAUUCGAGUGCUUCCCCGAUACCAAGGCGCGAGUUCUUGGUGCCAAAUCUAACUAUCUCCCUCCAAUCCUCACUACUUGAAGAGGAAGAGAAAGCACUUUUAUAUAUAGAAAACCACUUUUUACUCACUUUUGUAGAAAGAAAAUGGUUGCUUGCUUUUUUCUUCCUUGAAAUUGCUUUUCUUUCUUACUCUGUUUCCAUGGGAAGAGGAAGGAAUCAUUGUGUUUUCUGAAACUGGUUAAUACUUAAUGUUAUGAAUGUGAAUGGUGAUUGAAGUUUCUUCUAAUGACAAAGUUGGUUUUGUUUGUUC